Molecule: messenger RNA, 986 nt
Organism: Salmo salar (Atlantic salmon)
Lineage: Eukaryota; Metazoa; Chordata; Actinopteri; Salmoniformes; Salmonidae
Product: peroxiredoxin-5, mitochondrial
Biological process (GO): cellular response to oxidative stress; cell redox homeostasis; hydrogen peroxide catabolic process
Cellular component (GO): peroxisome; mitochondrion; cytoplasm
Molecular function (GO): thioredoxin peroxidase activity
Source: RefSeq, a predicted model, not a curated record
ACGGACACUUGGGGCGGGGGUGGGGUAACAGUUGUGUAAACCAUUUUUUGUGACAUCCGCACUGAACGUCCUCUGCUACCAAUGAACGGCGUCAAAGGGGCUCGCCUCAACAUAGGCCAAUGAUUUCCGGCUCAGCGAUUCUCAAAGGGACCGGUUUUGUCCAGUGCAUCAGACCACUACAUAUCACGAUCAUUGUCAACAUGCCUAUCAAGGUUGGGGAUAAGCUUCCUGCUGUGGAGGUUCAGGAGAAUGAGCCAGGCAAUAAGGUGUCUAUGGACCAGCUGUUCAAGGGGAAGAAGGGAGUUCUCUUUGCUGUGCCAGGGGCCUUCACUCCUGGGUGUUCCAAGACUCACCUUCCAGGCUUUGUGGAGCAGGCAGCAGAGCUGAAGUGCAAGGGUGUACAGGAGGUCGCCUGCGUCUCCGUUAACGACGCAUUCGUUAUGGCUGCCUGGGGAAAGGAACAUGGAGCAGAAGGCAAGGUGCGAAUGCUAGCUGAUCCUACUGGAGAAUUCACUAAGGCAGUGGACCUGUUGCUAGACAACGAUCAGAUUGUGGCUGCGCUUGGAAACAAGCGCUCCCAGAGGUACGCUAUGGUGGUGGAGGAUGGAGUUGUGAAGAAGAUCAACGUGGAGCCUGACGGCACCGGCCUCAGCUGCAGCCUGGCUUCCAACAUGCUCUCUGAGCUGGUGUAGGCCCAUUGGGACCAGAGCACUCCAACCACAGAAGUCUAACUUUAUUUACUACUCACUAUCAUUCUGAUGUGCUCAAGACUGCAAAGAGGUGUGCUGUUUUUUUCCACCGGGCUUGGGGACUUUAUGGAUGAUGGCAGGGCAGUCCUACUUGACGUCAGUACUGGCUGCUCAGGGAGAUUGUCUAAAAAUAUAGCAGAAUUUAAACGCACAAUUAAGCUGAAUGGCACUUAAAUCCUAUCCUUUCUGUAUACUUUCAAAUCUGUUACCUAAUAAAAUGUCCUGCCAGAGCAAUAA